ACGCACCCUUUAAACUCGGGCCCCAUCUUUUGGUUUGUGUACGAAUCUGAUUGGAUAAGCACUCGCAAGUGGGCGUGCCCCACAACUCCCAGUGUUGUUUUUAUUAUCAGCUGUUUUCGGGAUCUGUACUGCGCUAUCACAAAUCUGCUGCAAUAACUGAUAAUAGCGAAAAGAAAAACUAGCUGUUAUAAACAUUUAUUCGUGCAUUGGAAAAUCCGUUGCGGUGUAAACAAACAGGUUGGGCCGAAGCAGUAUUGCACUAAGACUGUGACAUUUGGAUCUGGGCCCCUCGGGCUGGUAACAUCAGUGACAAGUGUGAGACUAGACUAACCAGUUCACCAGAAAAGCAAGCACAUCAGCAAUUUUCAGUACAAUCACACGUAAUUUAACACAAUGUUUCAACGGCUUACAAAUCUGCUGUUUGGAAGUGGGAUUGAAACAACUCAGGAAGCAACUGUACCAAAGCCGGGGUCUCCAGAGGUGGACGAUGAGGGCUGGCUCCUGGUCAAUGCAUCUGAAGGAGAGACUCUCUCUGAGGCCAGCGAGGGAUCGAUUACGUUAAUAGAAAGCUUGUCAAACACAGAGAAGUGUGCUGCAAAAUUUGUCAAUGAUGCAAGCAUGGAAGAGCCAGAAGUUCCUAGCGCUCGGGGUAGCGGGCGAGUGUCUCAGAGGUUUGCCUCGAAGGCUGGUGCUCUUGUCAAAGUGACCCAGGUGGGCAGAAUACAGCGAGCUCAGGCCAGAGCCAACCGCCACACUCUUGGCCGUUAUUAUAUUCAGCGCCAGAACCAUGUCCGUCAGCGUCUUCCUCAACACUGCUCUCGGAUACACCGUGUGAUUCUGCACCAGCCCCGCCAUCGUAACCUCAAGCACUAAGGUGCAGAAAGAGCGAGUCAACAUAACACUUAGUAGUGCACUUAACAGAAACAUGCAAGCACCAUGGUGGAAAAUUGCUUUGUGAUAUUUUACCUGUUUUAUUAUUUACCAUGUAUGGUAGAAUAAAUCAAAUGGCAGCUAAAAUGUCUCCAAAGUUAUGUUGGCUACUUGAAAAUCUUGGAAGUGUGUUUGCCCACCAGUGCACUGUUAAAUGACUGUCAUGCAGAAAUAAAGGCUUAAAGGAC
Messenger RNA from Triplophysa dalaica, 1118 nucleotides. RefSeq names its product tumor protein p53 inducible nuclear protein 2 (gene tp53inp2a). The coding region runs from base 394 to 873 and encodes 159 amino acids. Gene Ontology annotation, cellular component: nucleus; autophagosome. Gene Ontology annotation, biological process: positive regulation of DNA-templated transcription; autophagosome assembly. The transcript has 4 exons. NCBI's taxonomy places the organism in Eukaryota, Metazoa, Chordata, Actinopteri, Cypriniformes, Nemacheilidae. The record is from RefSeq and is a predicted model, not a curated record.